AUGAAAUUAAGGCCAAUGAGAAAUUCUCAAUCAAAUAAAGAAAAAUUGUUUAUAAAUAAUGGUAAAAAUUCUUUAACUGAUGAUAUGUCUGAUGCUCCGGUACAAAGUGGUGAUAAAAUCCAAAAACAUUCCACAAUCACUCAUCAUGCCGUUUCGGCUGAUGUUACUGGUUCUACGGAUUUUCAUUUGGUUCAUUCUCCUUCACGUUCAGCUCGUCGGUCUUAUUCAAAUACUUCUGAUGGUGACCAAUUCCAAAUAGUUACAUACAAAAAAUCUAAACAGCUGAAGAAUCAUGGAGAUAAUAAUAUUAAUCAUUAUCAAGUGCAUAUUCCUCAAGAUACUGAUAUUGAGAAUGACAAUAUUAAUAUGAUUAUGAAUGGUAAUGUUAAUAAUGUUCCAAAUUCUUCUUUGAAUUUACAUGAUACUUUACCAAAUCAGCAACACUUGAUUACAUCAGCUUCAACUCGUUAUGCAUUAACACGUUUUCCUUUUCCACCUCACGUUGUUCGCUUUAAUGUCAACAAAAUUGUAAUUAGUAAAUUUAAAGAAGUUAUUAUCCAUCAUUUUCAAUCGAAUUAUGAUAUCAAUAUUGAAAUUGCUAACUGUCGGAUUUCGUCCUUAAAAUGCAGCAACAAUGAAAUCGAUGUUUUACUUUUUGUUAAAGAUCCAACUUCAUUUGCAUUUCUUUUGGAUCACACUAAAUGGCCGGAGAGGAUUUGUGAUGAAAAAUUUAAAUUUCCUUCAGUUCCUUCUAUUCCGCCGCAACUAUCAUUAAUUAUUAAAAAUGUAGAUCUUAAAUUAAAUUUUGAUGAUUUCUCGAAUGAAAUUAAAAAUUUAUAUCCUGAUGUUAGAAAUGUUAUCCGAAUGAAAAACAAAUUUGGACAUAUUAUUAAAUUGGUCAAACUAGAAUUAACUUCUCCAAAAACUAGAAAUGAUUUAUUAAAGAAUAAAAAAAUUUUUAUUAAUUAUAUUUGUUAUGAUGUUGACGAAUAUCUUGCACCUGUUAAUGUGUUAAUUUGUUCGAAGUGUUGUGCUAUUGGUCAUUUUCGUCGUCAAUGUCCUGAACAAAAUGAAACUUGCAAAUCUUGUGGUGAAACUCAUAAAGAUUUAAAAGCUCAUCAAUGUUCAUCUAUUAUUAAGUGUAUACAUUGUAAUGGUGAUCAUUUAUCCAAUUCAAUGAAGUGUCCAAUUGUAAAAUCUUUUCGUGAUGCUCUUACAAAAAAUUUAAUGAACAAUAAAAAUGAUAAUCCUUCCUUUCCUUCAUCCUCAUCUACUAACACAACAACCAACAACAACAAGUUUCAUCACACCACUACUGAUUUUCCUCGAUUGUUAGCACCCUGGUCAACUUCUGGAAAUUCUCUUGAUUCAAAAUUAAAUGUUCUUUUAUCUGGUUUAACACAAGCAAAUGAAACUCUAAGUAAAUUAUGUGAAUCAAACAAACAUUUUCAACAAUUUAUUAUUGAAAAGAAUGAACGUGAUCAGAAAAUUAUUAAAGAAUUAGAUAAUAUAAAAUCUAGUAAUUCAAGUAUGGAAGCUGAUCUAUUGUUAUUAAAGGAAAAAUAUCAGGACUUUGAUAAAUCAAUGAAAACACAAGAUGUUAUGUUUAAACAAUUCUUAUUUCCUAUGUUAGAUGAUAUAUUGAAGUUUAUUGGUGAAAUGAAUGUGGGUGCUGGUGGAAGAACCUUAGAUGCUGAUCUUAAAAGUAAUUUCGAAAGAUUUCGUACUCAAAUGUCUAAUGCUACUGCUGGUAAAUGUUUCAUUUGA
This is a messenger RNA of Rotaria sp. Silwood1, 1767 nucleotides long. Lineage: Eukaryota; Metazoa; Rotifera; Eurotatoria; Philodinida; Philodinidae. The record is from the annotation of a GenBank genome assembly.